This is a messenger RNA of Acaromyces ingoldii, 730 nucleotides long. RefSeq lists its product as hypothetical. The transcript has 4 exons. The coding region runs from base 87 to 626 and encodes 179 amino acids. NCBI's taxonomy places the organism in Eukaryota, Fungi, Basidiomycota, Exobasidiomycetes, Exobasidiales, Cryptobasidiaceae. The record is from RefSeq and is a predicted model, not a curated record.
CUUCUCUCUUGAGUGGUCGUGACCUGUGCAGGUUGCAGUAUUGGGGCGGGCAAGUGUCGAGCAAGCAGACGUUGAUUCCCGAGCCAAUGCCAGACUUCUUGGUCAAGUUCCCCCCAGUCGUACGCAGAACAAAGUUUACGGGCGCUUUCAAGGGCAGUCAGCACGGCGAACCGAAUCACUGUCUGGUCAACGAGUACGAACCGGGCCAAGGUAUCAUGCCUCACGAGGACGGAGAUGCGUACUUUCCUGCGGUGGCCACCAUAUCGUUGGGGUCGCACACGCUCCUCGACAUCUACCGGUAUGCUUCCGAGGACAAGGCUGAGUCAGAGUCAAAGGGCCGUGCGCGCGAACAGGACCCCCGCUUCUCAAUCCUACAGGAACGGAGAAGCCUUCUCGUCACGAGAGGGGCGGCUUACAAGGCCUUCCUUCACGGUAUUGCAGAGCGGCGUCAAGACACACAAGAGCAUCUGAGCAAAGUCAUCAAUGCCGACAGGAUAAAGGAUGCUGAACUCAAAAGUGCGCUCAACGGAUCGUCGCUCGAGCGGCAGAAGCGGCUCAGUCUGACACUUCGAGAUGUCGAAAGGGUCUCCAAAGGUCUUGCAGGUCUCCUGGGUCGACGGCCUUGAGCUGGACAAUUAAUGUAUACAAGAAGAAAAGGAUGUGAUUGGAUUGCCACCUUUUAGGCAAGGUAAUUUUGAUGGCAGACGAGAUCAAUACCUUCCGCGGUACC